Messenger RNA from Scutellospora calospora, 1560 nucleotides. The record is from the annotation of a GenBank genome assembly. NCBI's taxonomy places the organism in Eukaryota, Fungi, Glomeromycota, Glomeromycetes, Diversisporales, Gigasporaceae.
AUGAGUGCCUUACAACGCAAGAAAUCUUUGUUUCGAUUUUUCGGUCGUAAACGACAAGCCCAUUCUGCUCGUCUUCCCGCCGAUUGCCUAUAUGAUAUUUUCAAUCUUCUCAAAGAUGAUAUCAAGUCUCUUCAUUCUUGCAUUCUAGUUAAUAGACUUUGGUGCGAAACUGCAGUUCCAUAUCUAUGGUCGCAUCCUUUUAAACGAUCUACUCCCCCUGCCCCUUCACUUAUAAAUGUUCUUGUUGCAUGUCUCUCUGAUGAUGAAAAAUCUGUUCUCGUCCAAAAUGGUAUUAAAUUAUCUACUCAACUUAAAAAACCUCCUACUUUUGAUUACGCUUCUUUCAUUCCGCAUCUUAGUUUAGAAAGUCUUUAUUCUAUUGUUCAAAAUUGGACUAUGCGACAGUCGAUAAAAAGACGCAGCUCCAUAUCCUCUCAAUGUGUUUCUGGAAUUAAUAAUUCCGCCCUUUCGGUAUAUUGUGCUCUGUGUCGUCUAUUUUUCGGUGACAAGUCGACUAUCACUUCACUAAAAUUGGAUCGUCCAACAAAGCAUUCUUUUCCCGAUAUGGAAGAUUCCUUGGGAAUUGAUCUUUGUCUUCAAAAUAUUAAAAACUUAACUAUUCGUUACACUUCCGAUCACUUUUUAUUCGAUGCACUUCGUAAACAAGCUGAAAAUAUCGAAUAUUUAACUGUUAUAAAGUCUUCGGAAGCGAGCCUUCGUAAUUUUGAGGAUUUUCAAUAUUUAUCUUCUUUGAUAUUUUCUCAAUCUAAAUUACGAGCUUUCUCUCUUAUGUGUUACGAUACUGUUAACGGUUUUUCUCCAUCCAUUCUGACUCCACUUGCAAGUCAAGCUGACACACUUGUUUCACUUAAUCUUCAUGGAAUUCCUUUCCCAGGUGAUUCUUCUAUCCAUGCCUUGACUAUUUGUACAAAUCUUGAAGAAUUGAUUAUUGCCCGUUGUACUAACGGUCCAGGUUGUCAAUUGGAUCAAAUUUUGAUGGCCGAUUUCCCUAAUCUCCGAAAGGUAAGAGUCGUGGAAUCUUCACAUCUUUGGGGCCAUCUUAUUGCUUCUGUAAUUCAAAAAAACCCUGUGGAUUUGGAUGAACUACAUUAUCAACCAUGGGAGGAUGAAGAACAUGAUGUGUUAUCUACUUCUAUCAUACAAAGUAUUACAAAAUGGCAGCCGAAAUUGAAAAAAUUUGGUAUUGCUGUUAAUACCGAUGAUAUUCCAUCAUUGAUAGAAAUUUUUAAUGCUCCAGGAUGUAGAUUAGAAAUUCUUAGUUUAUUCUCUUCAGGUAAACAAGAAAGUGACAUUGAUAAAAUCUGGCCAGAAUUAGGAAAACAUUUACCUAUUACUUUAAAACAUCUUAAUAUAUGGAUAUUCAUUGGUGCAAAAUCGAUGAAUAAUUUUCUGAAAAAUACAAAAGCUAUCCUAGAUUCGUUAUAUAUCGAUUCUUGGUUUGAAGAUUAUUCACAUCCUCCUUAUAUUAAUGUACUUUCUGAUUAUCUCGAAGAUCGUUCUAUUGAUAUAGCUAAUUUUUUCACUCCAGCUUUACAUUAA